Molecule: messenger RNA, 1835 nt
Organism: Pangasianodon hypophthalmus (striped catfish)
Lineage: Eukaryota; Metazoa; Chordata; Actinopteri; Siluriformes; Pangasiidae
Gene: vapal
Product: VAMP (vesicle-associated membrane protein)-associated protein A, like
Exons: 6
Coding region: 102-842 (246 amino acids)
Biological process (GO): neuron projection development
Cellular component (GO): endoplasmic reticulum membrane; plasma membrane
Molecular function (GO): FFAT motif binding
Source: RefSeq, a predicted model, not a curated record
GUGUGUGUGUGUGUCAGUGCUGAGGGCUUGGAUUUCUCCGCGCUCCCGCUCGGUGGCUCUCUGGAAACGGCGAUCCGGCGCUGCAAAUCCCCCCGGCAAACAUGUCCAAGCUGGAGCAGGUCCUCAUCCUCGAUCCUCCGACUGAUCUCAAAUUCAAAGGUCCGUUCACAGAUGUCGUCACGGCUAACCUGAAGCUGACAAACCCGUCAGACAAGAGAGUGUGUUUCAAAGUGAAGACCACAGCGCCACGCCGGUACUGCGUACGGCCCAACAGCGGCGCCAUCGACCCUGGCGCCUCGAUCAGCAUCUCAGUUAUGCUACAGCCCUUUGACUACGAUCCCAAUGAGAAAAGUAAACACAAAUUCAUGGUGCAGACCAUCUUUGCACCGGCCACCAUCACAGACACAGAGACCAUGUGGAAAGACGCAAAACCCGAUGAGCUCAUGGAUUCCAAACUGAGAUGUGUGUUUGAGCUGCCUUCUGAAAACGAUAAAAUGAACGAUGUGGAUGCUGUGAACAAGACUGCCCCCGUGUUAGCCUCCUCCAAGGUGGAAGGACCGGCUGCACCCAAACCCGCAAGCGUUGCCCUGGAGGACACGGAGAUGAAGAAAGUUCUGGAAGAGUGCAAGCGACUGCAGACGGAAAUUAGCAAGCUGCAGGAGGAGAACAGGCAGCUUAAGGACGAUGGAUUGAGGCUGAGGAAAGCUCAGAGACCCGAGCACACGGCCUCCAAUUCCAGCUCUCUGAUUGGCCGAGAGGUGGCCACCAGCUCCCUUCCAUCACUCCUGGUCGUCAUAGCAGCCAUCUUCAUCGGAUUCUUCCUCGGCAAGUUCAUCCUGUAGAUGGACAAGUGGAGGGGAGUCUGACGUGUCUGCCUGCCUAUCAACCGGUUCCAGAGAGAGAGAGAGGGAGAGAGGGAAAGAGAGAGGGAGAGCUCACACGGCCUGGAUGAAAGGAGAAUGUCUUUCUGUUGACUUUGCCAUAUCAUUGGUAGCUGGGCCAGCGGCAGAAACACACAUCUGUGCGGCAUCAUAACGUCCUCAGCCUCACAUACGGUUAGUCCAACACGAGAGAGAGAGAGAGAGGGAGAGAGAGAUGGAGGGAGAGAAAGAGAGAACAAAAAGCAGGAGCAGAAGUAAGGCUCUUUCCCCUCUCUGUCUCUUUUUAUUCCCACACCGUUCUUUUCUUUGUGCAAUGGACAGAAGGUAACUGAGCAAACAGGCUUAAAACACAGCAGUGGUUUAAGAGAGAGUGAUGAAACCAUCACACAAAGAAAAAAAAAAAAAAGACCGGACACAUCUCAGAGACCCAAAUUAUAAAGGUGUUAAUAUAAAUUUUUUUGUCCCCCCACAUCACCACUACAACCACCACCACUCCUCACUCUCUCUUUCUCGUUUUAUUAAAAGUUCAAUGGAAUGUUAGGUGUCUUGUAAAUGUAAUUUUAAUCCUUUUUAAGAAAAGGAAAAGCAACCUCAAUCAAUACAAAACAAAACAGAUCUUGUGACCCUUUUCAUCCCCGGCAGCCUCAGAAAGACGGCAGAUGUUUCUACCCUUCGCUGCCUCUCCAUUUCCACGGGAACGUCAACAGUUGGGCUGGGAACAAAGAUGCCUCCUUUUGUACAUUUGUCUUUUUUCCUGUCCCUAAUGAUACCAAUGCAGACUUUUAUUACUGUUAUAUCAUAUUAUUAAUAUUAUUAAUGUUCUUUAUUUUCCCUCAAUACAAAGCAUUUAUCCCUACUUGAGGCAAAUGUUGACUGAAGUUCGAGUCUACACCUCUCCUGUCCUGUCCAAUGCUAUUCAACAUUAAAGAAAUAAAUAAAGUGGGAAAAAAAAAA